Molecule: messenger RNA, 2573 nt
Organism: Xylona heveae TC161
Lineage: Eukaryota; Fungi; Ascomycota; Xylonomycetes; Xylonales; Xylonaceae
Exons: 6
Coding region: 273-2318 (681 amino acids)
Biological process (GO): regulation of DNA-templated transcription; DNA-templated transcription
Molecular function (GO): DNA-binding transcription factor activity, RNA polymerase II-specific; zinc ion binding; DNA binding
Source: RefSeq, a predicted model, not a curated record
AAUCAAUUGACCAUUCCAGAAUUCUUUUUAUGCUUCAGGCUGGCUAUAUAAGGCAUUCUGCACCUCAAUUAGCUAGUUAACUACUUUUAGAAAUUAAUUCUGUUUAUUCUGCGUUUUAUGCUUUAAAUUAUCACUUUUACACGUGUUUUUGCCCCUUCCGCAGCCUAAAUAUGCAUCUCUAGUGCACAAUUAUUACUGAUCUUCAUCAUCCAAACGCUUCCCCCGCCCUCUACUCCGACGGACUUUGAUUCCCCAAUUUUCACCCACGAAAGAUGUAUGCUCCUCGAAAGCGCCAAAAAGUAUCAUCGGCCUGCAAGAGGUGCCACCAGCGGAAAUUAGGGUGUGAUCCUACCCGACCGUGUCAUUUAUGUCACCGUGCGGGCGUGCCAUGUAUCUCUCGAUCUGGAUCCGCUACAGCAGCCCCGGCAGUCUUAGGGUCUCAAACCAAUGACGGGGUGUAUUCAUCGAAAAUACCAAAACAAGAUGAGGAGCUCGUCAUCCUGCCCGAAUCAAGUAUCAUGGAUGUGAGCACGAGCAUGUUUUCGGGCCAAAAUGAGGCUAUCGGCGUGCAGUAUGAUACGUCAGCUUUACCGGGAGGCAAGAAAUCCUCAAUUCCAUCUUCUCCCCAAAAUUUCCCGUGGCGAGAUGCUGUCGGGAUACCUUUGCCCUCAAAGCAUUAUUCAGACCAUCUAGUUGACAUAUUUUUCUCGACUGUUGACUGGUUCAUGAUGGUCUUUCACGAAGAGAACUUCCGACAACGGUACGAAGAAUUGAUGACGUCGACCUAUGUGUCAGCGCUGGAAGAUAAAAACGAUCUUUGGAUUACGUUACUUGUCCUGGGCCUGGGGGCUCAUUAUGCAUCACUCGCGACGAUACAGCCUCCCGAGAAGUCCCACACGCAGCAGCUCUCUAAGGAUAUUCUCAAGCGGGUCGAACAAAAUUUUGUGAGAAUCAUUGGCUCUGCGGAUGAAGAGGCAGUACAAAUAUGUGUUCUACUGGGGAGCUUUUGUCUUUUUAAUGGCCGUCCGACCGCCGGGUUAGGGAUACUUGGAAGUGGCUUUAAGAUUGCCCAGGUUCUUCGGUUACAUCGAGAAGCCGCGCUUCCAGGAAUAUCGGCGGCUCGUCUGGAGUCCCGUAGACGUUCAUGGUGGGCGUUGGAGGUUUUCGAUAAAUAUGCGGCUAUUGCAUUUGGACGACCUUGCAGUGUCGAUGAUUCUGACUGCGACGUUAAAACGGUUUCAGAUAUAAGGACCAACAUGGAAGAACCGACUCGACAGACAGCGCAACUAGACUACCAUCGAUGGAAAUUUAGGCUAUAUCGUAUUAUGGGCCCAUUUCUGGGUCGAAGACUACAAACAAAUCGGCUUGAAUCGGUCAAGGGUAUCCAUGCUCAACUCACGUCGUGGCAAAACCAAUUGCCUGAAAACCUACGGCUAGAAAAUUACAAAGACAAAGAUACACUGCAAGCCCCGUCCCAGCUGCAGAUGCAAGCACUCGCUCUUCAGCUGACAUAUGACAACAUUCAAAUCAUUCUCCAUCGCAGUCUUGCCUUUGGGUCAGGCUCUAGGGCCUCCAACGGAGAUUGUUCGCCUCAUGAUCUGCCAAGGUCUGCUCUGUCCCGAGAACAACUUUUCCAGUCUGCGCUUCGAACAUCUGAUUUGAAUGACUAUCGCCAUGUACUGCAUGGAUGUAGAAAGACACAUGCAGCCAUGCAUAUUGGUAUAUGCCUUUUUACUGCUGGUGUAGUUCUAUGUGCUUUUGCAAUUUCGGAGCCUCUUUCAGCUACCAGUGAAGCUGCCAAGAAGGGCGUUAUGAACAUUUUACAGUUUCAGCACGAUCAUAUCUUGAAUGAACAUCUUCUUUCAGCACAGAGUAUGAAAAUACUGAAAGAUUUGGUGACUGUUCUUAUGUGUUCCGAACAGCGUUUCAUUCGUGGUGAUGAGACAACAGUCUCUCCACCUGUCACAACGGGUACGAAUGAAGAGGAAACCCAAGCGCGCAGACGGAAGAUAAAAACGCCAGCAUCAAAUGAAUCCGAAAUAAGUCGGUUUCAUUAUCCUUAUGGCAGAAUUUUUCCUGAAGGAUUGCCGAAUCAUCUCCCAGAGUCCUUCACGUCAAUUCCAAACAAGACCAGUGACGGAGAUGUUGAUGGAACGAACUUCUCAAUCGGUCCCGAACAGGACUUGCUUUCGAUGGAUUCGGCCGCCGGAAUUAUGUGGACGGGAGGUAACCCGUAUUUUACUGAUCCUAGCUUCGCAGACGCUAGUCAGCUGUGGCUGUGGUCUAAUAACCCAGAUGUGCAGCCCUUUUUUGACUAAAAAAAAAAAGAUGACGAGCUAUCUCUUCCCUGCGAAUUGCUUGGAGAAAUACUGUAGUGCUUGAUUUAGUCAUGUAAUGUGGACUGGGAUGAAUAUUGAUAUUAUGUAUCUAUCAUCAAACCUAUGGUUUUCUCUUACACUUUGCUCGCGAUCCACAAAAAAUCGGGGCCGUAGAAAUGUUUAUUUACGGAGAGGUUCAAUGUCCGUCGGAGUUGGGCGUGGGGGGCGGUGUAAUAGCAGAACGAUCCCGUCGGG